AUGGGUGCCGCAGCUUCAAAACAGAAUGCACCUGCAUCGACAACGCCAGCUCCUGAGGACAAGCAGGCGUCUCACCUCCAGUUCGGCCGUUCUCUCUUGAAUCAACUUGACAAAACCUCGAUCGACAAAGUCGAAGGCCCCGACGCCGCCCGUCAAACAACCCUUGACACCUCCAUCCAACAAAAGAUCAAAUCCGAAAUCGACCGUUUACGCAAAGAAGAAGCCGAAGUGCGAUCCGAGAUCGAAAAGGCCAUCGAGAAAGAGAACCUUGCUCGCGAAUCCAAGUACAAGGGUGCUUCUGAAGGCAAGAACUCAAACGUGCUUCGUCAGGAACUCGAUGCACUCAGAAGCAAGAUCGACAAGUACAAUAAGCAAAAAGAUGUCACGAACUACGCAGGUGUCAAGGAGGCUCAGGAGAAGUUGGUGCAGUGCUACAAGUCUAAGCCGGAAAGGACACUGGAUUGCUGGAAGGAGGCAGAGGAGUUUAAGAAGGCGGUCGCUGGGGCUGAGAAGCAGUUCAUUGCUUCCUUCGGCUAG
Molecule: messenger RNA, 537 nt
Organism: Ustilago hordei
Lineage: Eukaryota; Fungi; Basidiomycota; Ustilaginomycetes; Ustilaginales; Ustilaginaceae
Exons: 2
Coding region: 1-537 (178 amino acids)
Source: RefSeq, a predicted model, not a curated record